UAUCAAGCCAUUUUAUGCAUCAGUAUGAGUUUCGUCACUAAAGAGUGGUGUUCUAAUUUUUUGCUUCCCAAGUUUUGCUUAUACUAUCCGAAAGUCCAAGAUGAUUUCUGAUUAUGUUCAAAGUGUUUUGAAUGCCUCUCCUUACUCACUUACAGUCACUGCAAUAGCUGUUCUUUUAUGGCUCAUAUAUUACGCCACAACAAACAGAGGAUUACCACCAGGACCCAGCGGAGUUCCUAUAUUGGGUAUUUAUCCAUUUCUGAAGAAUGAUAAUUUGCAUCUUCAGUUGGAUAAUUAUGCUAGGAAGUAUGGAGACAUCUUCAGCUUCAGAGUGGCUGGUAAACUAUUUAUCAACCUGGGAAGUGUGAAAGCUGUACGUGAAGCCCAUAUUACUAAUUCCGAGUACUUUAGCGGAAGAUCCACCGAUUUCAAUGGAUUAACUCCUUUGUUUGGUGAUGGUGUCUUUUUUAGCAACGGUGAAGCAUGGAAGACUCUUCGAAAAUUCUUCCUUAAUACCUUCAAAGAUAUUGGUUUGAAAUCCAUGAAAUAUAACAUGACAGGUCCUGUGUAUGAUACCAUUGAUUCCACCAUCAAAGACCUGCGUAGCCUAAAUGGUGAACCUGUCGAUAUUGUUGAGACUGUGAAUAACAAAUUCAUGAAUACGGCGCGUUGCACAUUCUUCGGAGAAGAUGGUAUCUCCAUGGAGCAGUUUCGUAAAUUAAUUGAACAUUACAUAAUUACGAUUGAAAUCUUGACUGGAAGUUAUACUCUUCUUUAUGGAACUAUAGCAAAGUAUUUCGUCAUGCCAUUCAGUUCCGGUUGUCGCGCAUCCGUUGCCUCCCAGAAACAAAUGGAAGAUAUCAUAUUCGAAGUCAUAGAACACCACGAGAAGACCCUGGAUGAAAAUCACAACCGGAACAUAAUCGAUGCUUAUCUGAAAGAACGAAACGAGCGAAGGCGGAAGGGCGAUCACACUGCUAAGUAUUUUACAAAAAAAGCUUUGGCUGGCUCACUUGCUCAGUUUUUGGGAGAUGGUCAUCAAGCUGUUGUACUCUUUGUUGGAAAAUUAUUUCUUACAUUGGUACAACAUCCGGAAGUGCAAGAAAAGAUAUACGAAGAAUUGGUAGACGUCGUUGGCACGGACAGGAAUCCAAGCUUAGGAGACAAAAGCAAUUUACCUUAUGCGAACGCAUUCAUGUAUGAGCUUUCAAGAACAUCUGAUUUAUUGCCUUUUAUCCCCAGUCUUGUGUGUACAAAAGAAACAAAUUUAAGGGGCUAUAGGAUUCCCAAAGGAUCCAUAACUUUGACCAAUUUAUGGUCAGCUCAUCAUGAUCCAGAAACCUUCGAAGAUCCAUUUACGUUCGAUCCGUCAAGAUACUUAACCUCUUCGGGUAAGCCUAGAGCAGAACUUCCAGUAACCUUUGGAAUAGGUAAACGUUCGUGUAUAGGAGAAUCAUACACUAUGACUCUGGUUUUCCUUUAUAUGAUAACUAUAGUCAAAAACUUUCACUUGUCGUUUCCUGGAGAAGAAGACUACUCAACUUCUGGAUAUACGAUGAAGUUAAAAAUAAUCGCAACUCCAAGAUAAUAAAAGAACUCCCACUUCUAUCGAAACAUCAGUUUUACUUUAUUGCAGACAUGCCUGCGCGUUGUAUGCACUAAUAAAGUUCUGCUUUUCAUGAUUCGUUUACUUAAA
Messenger RNA from Stegodyphus dumicola, 1696 nucleotides. Its product is annotated as cytochrome P450 2J1-like. The record is from RefSeq and is a predicted model, not a curated record. Gene Ontology annotation, biological process: xenobiotic metabolic process. Gene Ontology annotation, molecular function: oxidoreductase activity, acting on paired donors, with incorporation or reduction of molecular oxygen, reduced flavin or flavoprotein as one donor, and incorporation of one atom of oxygen; steroid hydroxylase activity; heme binding. Gene Ontology annotation, cellular component: intracellular membrane-bounded organelle; cytoplasm. Lineage: Eukaryota; Metazoa; Arthropoda; Arachnida; Araneae; Eresidae.